GUUUCCGGGGUCGUCGCGACCCAGCCCAUUGGGCGACUACUUAUCCGGCUCCUAAGUCCAAGGCGUUGCCUACGAACCUGACUCCGGCUCCUGAGUCUAAGACGUUGCCUCCUACUACGGCCUCGACUCCGAGUACUCCGGCUCCUGUGACUCCGACUCCUGUUCCAAUAUCCAAGACGAAGGAUCGCAUCGUGAUCACGAAGGUAGAAACUCUACCACCUGGGAAACGUCUCCUAUUGAACAAGUCCAGGACCAAGUGGAGGUUUACCCCGAUUGCCCGGUGGGGUCAUACUGACCCAGCAACACUACAAUCGGUGGAAAACAGAUCACCAUCCAUUCCGAGAUCGACUCCAGACCAACCGAGCCCUACUCCAGCUCCUGUUCCUGUGGGUACAUCACAAGAUACGAUCUCGUCCUCCAAGGUAGAAACCUAUCUACCUUGGAAGCUAAUACCCAUCACCGAUCCGGUUCCCGAAAACGUAUCGGCUCCUGAGAUCCAGGCGAAGGACGUUAUCCCGAUCUCCAGGAUAGAGACCUUUUUGCCGUGGAAGCUCUAUCCCAUCGAUUUACCACCAAGAGCUCCACGUGUCCGUCGUCCUCUCCGUCCAAUCGAUCCAGUAAACUCUGUAGCGACUCAGACCGACCACCUCUUCAAGACGCCUAUACGACCACGUUAUCUGAAGACCCGACUGAGUCCUAUUCCGUCAACUCCCAUAG
Molecule: messenger RNA, 717 nt
Organism: Temnothorax curvispinosus
Lineage: Eukaryota; Metazoa; Arthropoda; Insecta; Hymenoptera; Formicidae
Product: proline-rich receptor-like protein kinase PERK2
Exons: 1
Source: RefSeq, a predicted model, not a curated record